Messenger RNA from Cladophialophora carrionii CBS 160.54, 753 nucleotides. RefSeq lists its product as uncharacterized. Gene Ontology annotation, molecular function: transcription coactivator activity; chromatin DNA binding. The record is from RefSeq and is a predicted model, not a curated record. Gene Ontology annotation, biological process: positive regulation of DNA-templated transcription. The coding region runs from base 1 to 753 and encodes 250 amino acids. NCBI's taxonomy places the organism in Eukaryota, Fungi, Ascomycota, Eurotiomycetes, Chaetothyriales, Herpotrichiellaceae. The transcript is spliced from 3 exons. Gene Ontology annotation, cellular component: nucleus.
AUGUCCAUCAACUGGGUUAUGCUCGAUGGAAAGGGUUCCUUUGUACUCCUGCCAGCAGAGAGAAUCAUCCACAAGACCACCCCCAGGGUCGGCCUUGCCAUCACCACUCCAACAACAUACCCGGGCAACAGUCCCUUGGCUAUACACUGCAGCUCGGGCACGGUCUAUCUGACCAAUCAGAGAAUUGUGUAUCUUCCAGAAAAGCCGACCACGGAGCUAAAGUCGUUCUCGGCCCCGCUUCUCAAUCUUCACGACACCCACAUGACUGUACCGUGGUUUGGGCCGAAUGCGUGGCAGGCCGUCUUGCAACCGGUACCGGGUGGAAACAUCCCAGCCACGCAAGCCGCAAUCGAGCUCAAGUUCACAUUCAAGGAGGGGGGCGCACCGGACUUUCACUCGACCCUCGAACGAAUCAAGGAGAGACUGCAGCAAGUCGUGUCAACCGCGAGGGAAAACAACCUGUCAGGACAGACGCAGGAUAGCUUUCUGGGCCACGUCAAUCUGGACAAUGUCCACCUCGACCAGCUACCCUCCUACCAAGAAUCCGGCCGAGACCGGGUCGCACCGGAGAAUGCUGACGAGACGGGCGGUGCCGUAGCCUCGCCUGUGGCAAGGACACCAGAACUGAGAAGAGGAGGGUCGCCCGUUCAGGAUGCCCAGCCACCAAGCGAUGCCCCGCCCGGGUACGAGGAGACACAGCAGCAGAGCAUACAGGCCGAACUGGAUCGGAGGUUGUCGCAGACUCAGGAUUAG